AAAUUCGGGCGUGGAGAAGCAGAAACCCAAAGAAGCGUAUCGGAGCAUCGGCAGUGUAAAAUCGUCGUCGGCCGAUGAUCUCCUCCGCUCCGGCAUGGUGUUUCUUUCAAACUGACUUUCAGUAGGAAAACGAAGUCAAAAUGGAAGAUGGAGAGGACAACGCAUUGCAGCAUUCGGGCACUCGACGAACACGUUCGCAGGCAGCACCCGAUUGGCCACCAGAGCAUGCACUCAUUCUUGUCAAUGAGAUUGCUGUUGUUGAGAUGGAUUGUUCAAAUGCUUUUUCCACCUUUCAAAAGUGGAAAAUGGUUGUGGAAAACUGCAAUGCUUUCGGUGUACCACGGUCUUUAGACCAGUGCCGGAGGAAGUGGGACUCAUUGCUUGGUCAGUACAACAAGAUCAAGCAAUGGGAGUCCAAGUCUAGAAGUAAUUCGUAUUGGUCUUUGAGAAUUGAUAGGAGGAAAGUGUGUGGGCUUCCAGAAGAUUUCGACAAAGAGUUGUUUAAAGCAAUUGACACAGUUGCCAGGGCAAAGGAUGGUGAAUCAGGUACUGACCGAGACAGUGAUCCAGAAGCACAGGAGGAUCCACAUGAAGUAAUGGAAGAGCUAGGUGCUCGCUUCAGUACCACUUCUUUAAUAAAGCAUGAGAUCAUUGAAAUGUGCUACAUUUUAGAAUUAUCAGGGUCCAAAAAGCAAAGAAGAAAUUUGAUGCUUCUGAAUAGUCAUGCUGAAGUAAAACCUAAGAAUUGUUUUGCAAUGGAAGAGCCGGUGAAACAUGUGGCAGAAAAUGCUCAGAGAGGUCGAGCAAAAGAAAAGCUUCAUGCAAUUGAAAGAAAAGAAAAACAUCAGGCAAGUAAAGAAGAUAAUCCUCAAAAGAGCCAUGCUGAAGAGAGGCAUAUGAUUAGUGUUGAAGAAAGGGAGCGGAUAUUGGUGGCAAAACUUUAUGAGGAUGCAGAAGAGAUUCAUGCCAUAGUUGAGAAAAGUCUUGGUCAGAAUUCAGACUACAGGGGUACUGAUUUGAACAAAGUGGAGCACUUCCAAGGUGAAUCCAUAAGGCAUCAAGCAGACAAGCUUAUUGGGUGCCUUGGAAAUAUACUGAGCACCCUCAACCACUUCUCUCAACUUGCUGAAGAUGAAGAACAUGAAUAGUUAUGGUAAAAGAGUUUAACAUUGGAAUUACUUGUCUAGUAGCAAUGUGAAAUGGUGCUAACCUUUCCAUCACCAUGUUAUUGGCAUCUUUGUGCCAGUGAGAGUGGGAACAUCUGUCUCCCUAAUUUUGUUUCGAUCAAUAAAGCUAGCAUGUCUUG
Rubroshorea leprosula is the source of this 1306-nucleotide messenger RNA. NCBI's taxonomy places the organism in Eukaryota, Viridiplantae, Streptophyta, Magnoliopsida, Malvales, Dipterocarpaceae. The record is from the annotation of a GenBank genome assembly.